CCCCAGUACUAGCUUAGCUAUUUGAGAGAGGAGAAUAAGGAAAGGGAGCGAUUGUUACUUAAACUCUGCGCCCACUCUCCCAUUCCUCGCUCCUAGAUCUGCAUUACAUAGCACCGUCGAAGUUCGAAGCACUCAUAACGACAUCGCGGCAUCGUCGGACAAACUAUGAUUCUGUUCUGUUCUCCUUCCAAGUUUGAAGCAGUCAGGCAAUCUGUACAACGCCAUUAAUUUUUUAUUUAUUUAAUUUUUUGUCUGCCUUGUACGCAAACGACAAAUCCCUUCAAACAAACUUCUACGAGAAAGCUGCAGGACCACUUCGUCUUCAAGGAAUCGCAGCCGCACUGCCGUUGGAUCGCUGCGAGCCACCGACCAGUAGCUCCGCAACUUUCACCGUGUCGCCGUCUUCAGUUUUCAUCUCAGUCAGCAGCUCUGUCGACCGUCAUCGGCUCCGAUCAGUCGUAAAGCGUCCAACAGCAGCUUGCAGCUCCUUAGGUUCGAACCUCAACCUCCUUAUUCCCUAAACCCUAAUUCCAUAUGUCAUGAAAUUUUCCUGAGAUUUACAAUAUAUUAAUUGUCUUAUAAAUUGUAAUUGGUGAAUUGUUAAUUGUUAAUUGUAAAUUGGUGAAUUUUGAUUGUGAAUUAUAAAUUAUGAAUGGGUGAAUUGUGAAUUAUAAAUUAUGAAGGGGUGAAUUGUGAAUUAUAAAUUAUGAAUGGGUGAAUUGUGUCUUUUCUAGAUUGAUUGUUGCUUUCCACUCAAAGCUGAUUCAUACUAGGUCAGUUGCCCUACUGAUUUUUUAUUUUUUAUUUUCAAAAUGAUGUUGUUUUGAUAUAUGUGUGUGUGUGUGUUUUUUCAUCAUUAAAUAGCAUGAUAGUUUUAACUACAGAAAAGUUGUGCAAAGAAUUAGUAAGAAUUGUGCCACCAUCUAAUUUUUGUGGAGUGGAUGAUCCACCGAAUUCAUGGUGGACUUUGAUUGAUUAGGUGAAACGGUUCUGUAAAGUUUGUUUGUUCUUACAGGUUGUGUGGUUAUAAUAGUAAGAUUGUGUUAGCCAUGCAAUUUGUACUGCAUGGCAAUAUUAUUCUAUACCUCUAUAAAUGGAGGCUUGAUAAGUGUUUACACUUUAUCAAAUUAAAAUCAAGGAAAUUUAGUACUAGCUUAUGGAUGUGUCAAAUAGGCUUUUUGCAAUUGCCACCAAAAUGGGACAACUGUAAAAUGAAAUUAAAGAACAUUGUGCAAGGAAAGAAGUGCAUGUUGGUGCUACAAAGAGAGUUUCCUUCUUUACAAGAUCCAUUGUUCCAACACUUAAGUUUAGCGCUCUACGGUGCUUUUUAAUUUCAUUUUGCAGUUGCCUCAUUUCGGCACCAAAAGCCUGUUUGACGCUAACUCUAUGUGCUAGUACUAAUUUUUUUGCUUUAAUUUGAUAAAGUGAAAAUCCUUAUUGAGCUCCCAUAUAUAGAAUGAUAAGAGUAAUAUUACCCUGCAUACAAAUUGCAUGGUUGGUGCAAUUCUUACUAUUAUAUCCAUGUAACCUGUAUAAACAAAUAAACUUUGCAGAACUAUUUUACCUAAUCAAUUGCGGUGAAAUUAGCAAUGGAUUCGGUUUAUCAUCUACCUCAAGAAUUGGAUGGCUAGCAUAUAUAUACACAUACACACACUUUCUUUUCAAACUCAAUUAAAAUUGCAAUCUGCCUUGAAUCCUUGAGUGCCUUCAACCAAGAUACUGAGAAGUGACCUCUAGACUCUAGAGUCUAGACAGCAAAGUCGAGACCACCAGUGAAGACAGCUGAAAUCCUUUGCAAGUCUGGACACAGCAAUGCAAAACAAUGUUUGGGGGAAAUGGUGCACAUUCAUCUCUUCCAAAAAUAGGUGAAGUUGCUCUAAACCUGGUCUCGAAGCCUCCGCAUAGAAUCCUCGAAGAAAAGUUCAUAUCAUUAUUGCAAUCAUGCAAGACAACAAGGAACCUCAAACAAAUCCAAGCCCAGAUCACAAUUCACGGUCUUAAUCAAAACGAGUACACGACCCCUCAUUUUCUGUUGAAAUGUUUCGAAUUAAAUCAAGUUCAUCACGCUCGCCACCUGUUUGAUCAAAUUCCCUACCCAAGUUCUUCGCUUUGGAACACUAUGUUCAAAGGUUACCUUCAAAAGGACCAGCACAGAGAGGUGCUGGUGCUUUUUCGUCGGAUGAGGAACAAGGAUGAGAGGCCGAGCUGCUACACAUUUCCCAUAAUUUUGAAGUGUUGUGGGAAGUUAUAUGCUUUAAGGGAAGGCGAGGAAGUGCAUUGUGUCGUGAUCAAGAUUGGGCUUAAGUCUAAUACAUUCGUGGGUACUACCUUGAUUGAUUUGUAUUCUAGAGCAAGGAAAGUCGAGUCUGCUCAUAGAGUGUUUAGCGAGAUGGUUUUGAGAAAUGUGGUUUCUUGGACUUCUAUGAUUAAUGGCUAUGUUGAGAAUGGUGAUUUGGCCUCUGCAAGGAGGUUUUUUGACUUGGCACCUGAGCGAGAUAUUGUUUUGUGGAAUAGCAUGAUUGUGGCAUAUAUCGGAUGCAGGGACAUGGUAGAGGCUCAGAGACUUUUUAAUGUGAUGCCCAAUAAGGAUUUGAUGUCUUGGAAUACUUUGUUGAAUGGCUACGCGAAUUCUGGGGAUGUCGAGGGGUGUGAGAGGGUGUUUGAAGCAAUGCAGGAAAGAAACAUAUUUUCUUGGAAUGGUUUGAUUGGAGGAUAUGCUCAUAAUGGACAUUUUCUGGAAGUUCUUGGUGCCUUUAAGAGGAUGUUAACUGAGUCCGAUGUGCAGCCUAAUGAUGCCACUCUUGUGAAUGUUUUGUCUGCUUGUGCUAGAUUAGGAGCUCUUGAUAUGGGUAAAUGGGUACACGCAUAUGCAGAGAGCAUUGGUUAUAUUGAUAAUAUAUAUGUUGGGAAUGGUUUAAUUGAUAUGUAUGCAAAGUGUGGGGUGGUCAGAAAUGCAAUUGAUGUUUUUAAGAGCAUGGAUAAAAAAGAUUUGAUAUCUUGGAAUACGAUAAUUAAUGGUGUGGCAGUGCAUGGUCAGGGUGCUGAUGCCUUGAAUUUGUUUAGUCAGAUGAGGAAUGCUGGUGUAAGACCAGAUGGAAUAACUUUCAUAGGUGUGUUAUGUGCUUGCUCUCACAUGGGUCUAGUCUCAGAGGGAUUUCAUUAUUUCCAAUCUAUGAUCAAUGAGUAUUUGAUUGUGCCUCAAAUUGAACAUUAUGGUUGCAUGGUUGAUCUUUUGGCUCGAGCUGGCCAUUUUGACCAGGCUGUUGAUUUUGUGCAUAAGAUGCCUAUGCCAGCUGAUAGUGUCAUCUGGACUUCAUUAUUAGGGGCAUGUAGGAUUUACAAGAAUAUUGAUGUUGCCAUACUGGCACUUCAGAAACUAAUAGAGCUCGACCCAAACAACCCUGCAAACUAUGUUAUGCUUGCUAAUAUUUAUGGUGAUGCUAAGAGAUGGAAAGAUGUGGCAAAGCAGAAAGUUGCCAUGAGGGAUACCGGUUUUAAAAAGCUUCCAGGUUGUAGCUUGGUUGAGGUUGAUGAUGAAGUGGCUGAGUUUUAUUGCUAUGAUGAGAGGCAUCCCAAGACACAGGCAAUUUACGGAGCUCUGAAAGGAUUGAUGAAAAUAUCAAUGUCUUCUGGUUAUUUUCUGGACUUGAUGGAAACUGAUCAAUGAACCUUGGGGAAGUUGUUAACAUGUUAUUAUGUCUUGAGAUUUCCAAAUUCUUUUAUAGUUGCUGCAGGAAGCCAGCAAUUGAGAUUUCAAUUUAGACACCGAGAUGGCCAUCCCUUCAUUGCAGUUUUUCUUGAAGGAUUCUCAACGAGUAAUGAUUACCUCUGAGGCCCAGGCUCUUGAUGAUACAGAAGAGGCAAUGCACACAGCUGCGGUUGUUAAUGAACUGUCUAAGGAGAUCUCAUGCAUUCUUGUUGCCCAUCCACUAAAUUCAAAGUGGGCUGCUGGAGCAAAGAACAUUACCAAUGUUGUCCUUUUAAGAGGUUGUGGUAUUUGAAUUGAGGUGGUUGUUAAUUUGUCUAGGUUCCUCAAUUUGAAAAGAUACAUGGGCUCUGGCCAUGCAUGGUUGCUCCUACCAAGAUUAUUGCUGGAUUGGGUUUGUCACUUGGGAUUGAUAUUCUAGAAGCUCCUGAAGCAACAGGGGACUACCAGACAAUAUUAACAUCCAAAACAACUGCCAUAGUUAAGACACUCUCAGCUCCUCUGCAAUCUUGCCUCAAUAUUUUUGUACCUGGAGAAGAUGAGCAUAAACCUGAUAGAUCUGAUGGCUAUGACUUUGGGUUCCUUCAUACUAAGGCAAUUGACGAUGUAGGUCAUGAUAAAGUGAGUGUUUUCAAAGUUAAAGGACUUGAAGCUGUAGAUCAUUCUAUUGGACAGUUGGCUAAACUCUUAUGGCCAGCAGAAUCAUCUGGUAAAACUUGCCCCUUUUGCAUAGUGUAGUUUAAAGGACUUUGUGGGCGCAGUGGGGGGAAGGCAGUCCUGUUUCAUUUUCUCUUCCUACUAUCAAAGAUGAUGAAGAUUAACUAUCGACGUGGGAGUAGAAGGCAGUGAAAGAAGUAGGCAGCCUCAGGCUUUUAGUUGGGGACGAUGCAGACGAUGCUGAUGGCAGUAAAGACAUCAUAAUCUCAGAAGACAACAGCACAUGCCAAUUUGACAGUUGGGACUUGGGUGUGGUUGAGGGAAGGCUUGAGAUUAUCAAUUAAAUAUAAAAUUUCACAAUAAGGUAACUCAUAAUCUUGUGGAAGAAGAAAAAAGUGAAAAUGAGAUGGAAGGCCUAGUGAAAGAGGUUUUCCAUUGAUAAUGUUCUCAACUGCUAUUCAAAUUUCUCUGCCUUCUGAACUAUAUUUAUGUGAUUUGCUUCAGCAGUUUCAUGCUUUCCUUGAUAUGCAGACUAGAAGUUGAAGGGUUUUUCUAUAAACUAUCAUCAAGCCUAUGCAGUGUGACUAGGGUGAUUCUGUUUAUUUAGUUCUGUCAUGAUUAGGAUUUAAAAAAUAAGAUGAUAACACUCUUGUUGCAUUCAGGCUAUCUUGUACUGUAGUUACAGGUGAGGAAUUACAAGAAAUGGACAUGGCUGGGUCAUGCACUUCAUAUUGUUCUUUGUUGUAUUGUAUACAAUUGGCAAUGCAAGUAACACUUCCAAAGGAAAAGGAAAAAAAAUAAAUUAUUCAA
Molecule: messenger RNA, 5173 nt
Organism: Ipomoea triloba (trilobed morning glory)
Lineage: Eukaryota; Viridiplantae; Streptophyta; Magnoliopsida; Solanales; Convolvulaceae
Product: pentatricopeptide repeat-containing protein At3g29230-like
Exons: 6
Coding region: 1823-3667 (614 amino acids)
Biological process (GO): RNA modification
Molecular function (GO): protein binding; RNA binding
Source: RefSeq, a predicted model, not a curated record